CCCUUGUGAUCUCGUAUUACGAUGAGCGACACGGUAUUAUUAUCAUUCCACGCCGGUAUUAUGACAAAGUUAGAUUGAAAUUAUUAUAUAUAUUGAUGAUUGAAAAAAAUGGAUUUUAAGUUCAUUCUUGAUGUAUUUGGGAAUCUUUUCCUCUUGUCAGGAAUAUACUACUGAAUGGAAUUAGAUUCUGAGGAACACUAUGUUUAUUGUCGUGGUCUCUAAACAUAGAUGCUGGGAAACCGCUCUUCGUACUGUACAUGCAGGGGAUUAAAUGAAUGUACUCUUUGCACAGAAUAAUAAUAAAAUAAUUGGAUAUUCUUGGUGGUCUCGUUGUCCUACUUUCCCGAUGCCCGGGCCGGACUCGGGGUGUGAACUUUUUUCCCAUUCUACAAGCAAAUGGUCCGGUCAUUUCGGCUGAUGUCCAAACCGCAACACUUUCUAACCCUUGUUGUUCUCUGGUCAGUGUUCAACUCUGUCUGCGUCCACUCUCAGGUUUCUGUUCAAGACUUUACAAUCCAGUUAUAUGAGAGAAACUUACCAUGGCUAACUUGUCCUGAAGGGUGGAGUAAAGUCGGAAGCAAGUGUGUCCUGGUUUUGGCAGAAUUAGCAACAUUUACUCAAGCAGAAUCAUUAUGUCAAAGUUAUGGAGGUUGGCUGCUGAAAAUAAGAGGAUUUAAUCAAAAUCAGCAGAUUGGAAAUUUUAUAGAAAAUGUGCAAUUUCAGCAGAGUGACAAGUUUGUAUCCCUGGAAGGAUGGGAUAACGGGCAAUUCUGGAUUGGUUUGUUCAGAGAUGAAAAUGGUCAGUAUCAAUGGAGUGAUGGACAGGUGACAAAUGUAGAACGGGGCUUCUGGGCCCUCAAUCAACCACUGGGCUUUCAAGAUGGUCACAAGCAGUGUUCUUCUAUAAAUGUACGUAGCGUGAGUGACUUUGGUAAAUAUCGCUGGUCAUUGGGACCAUGUGAAGUGAAGUUACCAUUUGUGUGCCAAACUGUGCCAUGUGCUAAGCAGCAAUUCCGCUGCCAAGAUGGAAGCAAAUGCAUCAGUUCUGAUUGGUUAUGCGAUGGAGUUGCCGAUUGUCUCGACCAAUCAGAUGAAAAAAAUUGUUCAGGUUAUUGUGGCAAUACAUAUCAGGGAAACACUGGAACAUUCCAAUCACCGUAUUAUCCUCAUCACUACCCACCCUUCUCAUCCUGUCAAUGGGACAUUCAUACUCCUCUUGGGACAAGAGUCUAUUUACAAUUUGAAGCUUUUGACUUAGAAAAUGGUUAUGAUGUUGUCAGCAUUUAUGAUGGCCGCUCCAUGUUAGAUCCGCUGGUCGGAAACUACAGUGGAAGCAGCAUUCCCAUAAUUCCCCUCUCCUCCAGUAACAGCCUUGUAGUCAAGUUUCUCUCGGAUCAGGACAAUCAGACCACUGGCUUUAAUGUCACCUGGUUUGCAGUUGCCAUUGAGGGCUGUGGUGGCACAUUGAAUGCUACAUCCCAGUCUCAGUGGGUUACCUCCCCUGGUUAUAAGAAAUCUCAGUAUGUUAACAACCUCAUCUGUGACUGGACGAUCACUGCUCAACAAAACCUGAUCUCACUACAGAUUGAGGAUAUUUCCCUGGGGUCAGGGGACUGGGUGGAGAUUAGAGAUGGGGACACGGAGAACUCGGCUCUGUUUGGGAGGUACACCGGUGAAACUUUACCUCCCGUUAUCAUCUCUACUGGUCACUGUCUCUUCAUUCGGCUCCAGGCCGACAGGGAGAAAGUCGGGAGAGGAUUCAACAUUUCAUAUAAAGCAGGGUGCAAUAAUAUCAUAAUAAACAAGGAAGCUGCCAUUAUUUCAUCUCCUGGCUACAAACUGGGAGCCUCGUAUCCACUCAGUCUUCAGUGUUCAUGGCUCAUCACCAACCCACGUAAUACACAACUCACCAUCGUAUUUGACGACAACUUCGACACCGAAGUGGACUUUGAUGUUUUAACACUUAUAAAUGGAUCCUCGUCAGAGGAACCUGGUGCUGUGAUAAGUAGAUAUUCUGGGACCAAUGGACCUUCUGUCACACGUUCACGUCAAGGUCAUUUCAACAUUUCCUUCAUCUCAGAUGACCUUGUAUCAAGGCCAGGCUGGGGAGCUACCAUAUCAUACGAUUGUCCAAAGUUGGAGAACUUGUCCAAACACCUGCAUGUGAGUAGUCUGAGAGUGGAGUAUGGGACUGCUGUCAAAUUUACCUGUGAUACUGGCUACCUGUUGGAAGGGGCCACAACUCUCAUCUGUGAUAUAAAUGGAACCUGGUCAGACUCACUGCCCACCUGUAAAGAAAUAAACUGUGGAUCACCGACUGUCCCCAACCAUGGAGCCAUAACUUGGUCUAAUUCCUCGUAUUACACAGGACUGGUUCAGUAUAAGUGUGAUGUGGGGUAUCGUUCGCUCGACCCACUUUCCUCAAAAUGUCAAGGAAAUGGGCAGUGGAGUUCUGUUCCUAAGUGUGAAAAAGUCAGAUGUCCAAAGUUAGACAGUCUGCAGAAUGGAUCAAUUAUCUAUGACUUUGAUCCCUCUUAUGGCCAGAAGGUUUACUUCAUAUGUAGAGAGAACUACCGACUUGUUAAUGCCUCAGAAAUUGUUUGUCAAGAUAAUGGACAAUGGUCUUCACUAAUGCCAAAGUGUGCACCCCCCCUGUGCCCUUACUUGCCUAUCAGUAAUGGACGUACCAGUGUGGUCCAGCCGGUGGGCGGGACUUCUGUCCAGGUGACCUGUAACCCUGGCUAUCAACUACAAGGCCCCCAAAGUGUCAGCUGUUACCUGGAUGGAACCUACCAGUCCAAUCUACCCUCCUGUACAGAUGUAAAUGAGUGUGAGAAUAGAGACCUGUGUUACCCCCACAUGUGUCACAAUGUGAUGGGGAGUUACCAGUGUAGAUGUUCACAUGGCUACCAGAAACUUAAUGAAACAUCGAACGAAUGUCAGGAUAUUAAUGAGUGUGAGAGUGAUGUUUGUGAUCACCGGUGUAAUAACACAGUGGGGGGCUAUAUCUGUGAAUGUAAACCUGGCUAUCAACUCUACAGUGGAAAUGACGUCAUCGUCCUGAACCAAAGAGUGCUUAUUCCCAACAAAACCUGUAUAGUGUCAUGUCCAGCCUUCAACGUGUCCAAUGGAGGGAGAGGUUUUGCCAACACUACCAAGCUGCCAGAUAAUACUUAUAUCUACCCCACCUCAAUGUUUAUCUACUGUCCCUUUGGAACUCUUCCCUUGUGGAACACCACCACCAUCUACUGCCAGGCCAAUGGGACGUGGUCUUAUAACAUCGACAGCUGUAUAGAUCAACUGUGUGAAACUCUUCCAACAUUAGAGAAUGGCUAUGUUUACUAUGACCGAGAUCUAUUGAGGCUUCAUGGAUAUACUGCAGAAGCAAAGACAUGUAUAAGACCAGUAGAGCCAGUCCAUGGAUUUGUGAAUUAUUCAGGUGUAUCUUAUGGGUCAGUGGCUACCUAUAGCUGCCAGUGUGGUUACACUCUGAUGGGGUCAAAGGUCAGGCACUGUCAAGGAAAUGGAGUUUGGAGUGGUAACAGUACCAUAUGUGUAGAGAUGGAAUGUUCUACACCCACUGUGCCCUUCAAUGGUGGUGUGAAAGACCUGCCAGGGAUGUCUGGGGUCUUUGGAGGGCCAAAGACCAGAAUUUCAUACACCUGUCAGAAAGGUUACUCUCUCAUAGGGUCUACUCAUUCCACUUGUGCCUUACCAGAGGAAACCACUAUUCCUGACCUCUUGCUGUUGUUAAAGGUCAAGUUCAAGGGAGAUAACAACAUCAAUGCAGGAUGUGCCCAAAAAUACGGAGAUGUGUUAGCGACCAAAUAUAAUGAAAGCAUUCGUAACCUGCCUGCCUGUUCCUCAGUGCACUUGGAUGUUUUAGACUCCAGCAAGAUAAACUUUUCUGGCUCUGAGAUCACUCUUGGGACAUCAAUAACACUGAGAGGCUCUGGCUUAGCGGUGUGCAGUUGUUCAUCAGACAUCAUACAGAGCACACCAGCAAGUAUACACUGGCAAAUAACUGUAGCAGGUUGUCCAACGCUGGCUAAUAAAGACUCGGCAACACCAGAGAAGAAGUUUCUGGAGAGGGUUCAGGAUUGGAAAUGUCCAGCAGACUUCACUCUACAAGGUCGGACGGAUGGCUGCCAAGACGACGCCUUGGUUCCUACAUGUCGGAAAGUCACUGAAUGUUUAGAUACAGAGGAGCCUGUUGAAAUAACUUCUACCAUUUCUACACCUCUUACAUCUCAAUCUACUGCAACCAUAUUAUCAACUACUGCAGCAGAGGAUCAAAGGACUGAAAGUACUCUUACCACUGAAGAACCAGCAGAAGUGGUCACAACUGUAACAUUUACACAAGAUUACACAUUGUCAUCAACUAGUGCACGUACAGAACAAAUAACAACUAAAACCACAUUUAUAAAUGAACAAACAACUUCAACUAGUGCAGAAAGCAGCACACUGUUCUUAAACACAACUUCACUUCCUUACUCAGACUCUGUUUCAGACUUAUCUACAAAACCCCCACAAACAUCUUCAUCAAUACAAACAACUGUAAUAAGUACAACAGAAAAUCUUAAUCCUGCAACAACAAAAUCAACAACAGCAACCACAGAGGCAAUGACAGAAGUUACAGGAGAAUUGCAAGCAUCAACCACAACGUUUUUACCUUCACAAACAGUUUUAACAACCACUUCUACGGAGGCACUAUCUACCAAGACAACAGAAACUGUUACAACAGAUGCUGCUACAAAAUCAAAAGAGCCUUAUUCAACAACCUUAACAUUGACAGAUCUUACUUCAAAAAAGGCUUCUUUAACAACUACAACAGAGACUCUUACAACAUCUUCAAUGCUAAAAUCUUCAACAACAAUAGAUCAAAGCAAAACCACAACAACAGAAGCUCUAGAUGCUCAUACAACAACUUCAACAGCAGAGACUCCAACAACAACAUCCACAACAACAGAGGCUCCAACAACAACAUCCACAACAACAACAGUGGCUCCAACAACAACAUCAGAGGCUGCAACAAAAACAACAGAGGCUCCAACCACUACAACUACAACGAAGGCUCCAACAACAACAACAGAGGCUGCAACAACAACAACAGAGGCUACAACAACAAAGACUCCAACAACAACAACAAAGGCUCCAACAACAACAGAGGCUCCAACAAAAACAACAGAGACUCAAACAAAAACAGAGGCUCCAACAACAAUUCCAACAACAAUAGAGGCUCUAGAUGCUCUUACAACAACUUCAACAGCAGAGGCUCCAACAACAACAUCCACAGUAACAGAGGCUCCAAAAACAACAACCACAUCAACAAAGGCUCCAACAACAACAUCCAUAACAACAGAGACUCCAUUAUCAACAGUGGUUCCAACAACUGCUCAAACAUCAGAGACUUCAAUAACAUCCUCAUCAACAAAGGCUCAAACCAGAACCACAACAAUUGAGGCUCCAACAACAACACAAGUUCCAACCACAACAGUAGAGGCUUCAACAAUUUUAUCAACAACAAAGGCUCCAACAUCAACAGAAGCUCCAGCAACAACAAAGGCACCACCAACAACUAAAACAACAGACGCUCCAACAACUUCCACAUCAACAGUGGUUCCAACAACUACCAGAAUUACAGAGAUAACAACAACAGAGGCUCAAACAACAACCAAGACAACAGUGGUUCCAUCAACCACCACAAGAGUGGCCCCAACAACAACCAUUACAACAGAGGCUCAAACAACUUCCUCAUCAACUAAGGCUCCAACAACAACAGAGGCUCCAACAACAACCACAACAACAGAGGUUCCAACAACAACAUUGAAAACAACAAAUGCUUUAACAACAACCACAACAACAGAGGCACCAACCACUACCACAACAACAGAGGCUCCAAUAACAACAGAGACUCCAACAACAACAACCACAAGAGAGGCUACAACCACUACCACAUCAACAGAGACUCCAACAACAACUACAACAAUAAAGGUUCCAACAACAAGCACAACAACAGAGGUUCCAACAACAAGGGCUCCAACAACCACAGCCACAACAACAGAGGCUGCUACAACAACCACAACAACAGAAACUCCCACAACAACCACAACAACAGAAAAGCCAGCAACAACCACAACAACAGAGGCUCCAACAACAAAAACAACAACAGAGGCUCCAAAAACAUCAAAGGCUCCAACAACAACCACAACAGAGGUUCCAACAACCCCAACAGAGGCUACAACAACAGAAGCUCCUACAACAACAGAGGCUCCAACCCAAACAGAGGCUCCAAGAACAACAUCCACAACAACAGAGGUUCUAACAACAACAGAGGCUCCAACAACAACCACAACAAAGGCUUCAACAACAACAGAGUCUCCAACAACAACCACAACAACAGAGGCUCCAACAACAACCACAACAACAGAGGUGCCUACAACAACCACAACAACAGAGGUGCAUACAACAACCACAACAGAGGCUCUAACAACAACAGAGGCUGUUACAACAACCACAACAACAGUUGCUCCAACAACAACAAAGGCUCCAACAACAACAACAGAGGCUCCAACAACAACAUCAAUCGCAACAGAGGCUCCUACAAUAACAGAUGCUCCAACAACAUCCACAACAACAACAGAGGCUUUUACAACAACAGAGGUGCCUACAACAACCACAACAACAGAGGCUCCAACAACAACCACAACAGAGGCUCUAACAACAACAGAGGCUCCAACAACAACAGAGGCUCCAACAACAACCACAACAACAGAGGCUCCAACAACAACCACAACAACAGAGGCUCCAACAACAACAACAACAGAGGCUCCAACAACAACGAACAACAACCAGCCCAACAACAGAGGCUCAAAUAACAGCUACAACAACAGUAGCUCAACAACCACAACAACAGUGGCUCCAACUUCUGAUUUGUCUUAUACAAUUUCACUCACAAAUACUUCUCAAACACCCACCACAAGCACAUAUGUACCAACAACUUCUACUACUACUACUGCACAGACAACAACAACCGAACCACUGAUAGCUGAAACAACAACACCAGGAACAACAUUGGCUGCCUCUCUUCUACCUCUGCAUUAUGGGAUUUAUUGGACUUACAAAUAUCCAGCAUAUCCUCAAGAUACUACCUGCCAACAGAGUUUGGAAAAUGUAUAUGUUAGCAAUCUUGAUAGCAGCAGAAAAGCAGUUGAUAAUGCAAUGGCAGAUUCCGCUAAUAGGAAAUCCUGUAAAGGGGUUACUUUGUCAGUAACUCGAGAGAGGCCCUACAUCACUGAUCCAUACCAAGAGUUUAUUUUCAUUUUGAAAAUUGGUUUCAUGGGUAGCCAGACUCCAGUGGAAACUUGUGCUAUGGCUGUCAAUGGCACCAUCAACUCCAAAGUAGAGAGUUUAUUUAAUGAAAUUGAGAACAAUCAACCCUGUCCCUCUAUUUAUCCCUUCUCAAGUCGCACACUGUCCAAAGAGUAUACCUGGAUGUGCGGGAGUGACAACUAUAGCUAUGACGCAGCCCAGCAUCUCUGUAAACUGAGACUCCAGAACCUGGCGGCGUCCUUCUACCGCCCAGACUCACGGGCCGACACCCAGCCCGAGGUGGUGAUACAGACGGUACCACGACUGGAAACCACCAGUACCACCACUCCUGUAGUCUCCACCACCACCACUGUCCCGAGUUCUACCAGCAUUGUGGUUCCGACCUCCACCUCACAGACACCUGUUGAACCAGACCAGACUCCAUUCUUUAUCCUGGAGUAUAACUUCACCCUACAAAGUGAGGGGUUAACAGAAGAUUGUAAGAAGAGAUUGCGUGAAGAUGUAGAGCAGGCCGUCCAGCAGACCAGUGCGGCUAUUCAACAGAUCUUCCCUCACUUACCAGACUGCGACCACAUCACAGACGUCAAGCUCCUCAACACCAUGUCCAGAUUCUCUCACGACCCAACGACAAACCAGUCUCUGCAGUUUGAUCUUAGGUUCUUGGAGAACGAAACGACGACUACCCCACCAAACAAGAUGAAACUGAGGGUGCCCUUUGUGCUGCAGUCCAGGAAUUUCCCCGUGGAUGACAUGGAGUACUGCAUCAACAACAGUCUCAGACCAUUACUGGAUAAUAGCUUUACCAAUAACAUCUCAAACCUUGUUAAAGCAAUCCCUGCCAACAUUUGUCACACCAUAGAUUAUGUGAACUCAGGUUAUACACUAGACAUUGGAUGUCAGAGUCCUUAUAAAUUCCAUUACCUAGCCCGGCGCUGCUAUCGAAUCCCUGUGCUUUACAUGAUAACUAGAGAAUAUAAAAUGAAGGUGACCUUCUCAGUUGCUACAGCAAGCUUAAGCUCGUCUCAGUGUAGGUUAGCUUUCCAAAGGUCAAUUCGGAAACAACUGGAGAGGCAAGAAGUCACGAUUAUAAGGGAUCGCCUGUAUGACAUGUGCCUGGAUCAUAAUGUGGUGGUAACAAUCAGCAAAAACAUCGGUGAACUUGGAUAUCUCCGAAGUGAAAACAGUCUCAGUGAAAUAUAUGGUAAUGUUAGUGUUCUUUUGAUGGCUACAUCUGAGCAAGCAAAUUAUGCAGGUUGUGCUUCAACGGAAUUGCACAGGCACCUUUGGGGUAGAGAGUUCAUUCCAGGGGCCCUAGUGGUGGCAACAGAGAACUCGAGGGAAUGUGGGAACGUGACAUGGGAAAAAAAUGACCCUCUGGAUAUGAAAGAUCACUGUCUGGGUUCCUAUCUCUACUAUAAACAACUGCAACGAUGUAUUGACGACAGAUCAGCCGUAUUAAGAUCGAACUUUUCCACCGACAUAAGCUGGGUGGUGGAUCCCAGCCAGACCUGUUUGAGAAGCCUCAGACUACAGCUGAGGGGAUACCUGAAUGAUGUGAUCAAGAAUGAAGCCAAUUUUAGCGAGUGUCGACUGAUGACUAAAGGGAUUGAAGCCAACAUUUACGGGAAUCAGAUCAAACUGACUUUGAGUAUUUUGCCGUAUGAAUGGGACAUAAACCGUACUUUGGAGUGUUUGAAGCUCUUGUUUAAUAAGAAGUUGAAUUCUGGGUAUCAGAGAUUCCAACAACAUAUCAGUUCUACUUGCCCAGUCAGUCAAUCAAGGCCUUUCACCAACCCUAAUGUCAGCUUUCUAUGCAUGGCACCAAACUAUACAUGGGAUGACAAGAACCUUCUCUGUAUAAAAGGAAGUAUUAGAAGGAGAAGAAGUAUUUACCAGAGAUCUCUGGUACAGGGAAUAGCUACACAGCUAAGGGGAGGUAACCUGGAGCAACAUGGUGAGAAACAUCGACAGAAACGUAGCGUAGCACAAAACACUUCCAGCGAUGUGACUGCUUCCUGGCUACCUGCCUCGCCGGAAUGUCAAGAUCAACAAGCCCCAGUGUUUGGACCUUGUCUUUCCAUCCUUAAGGUUCCAAUGGGAAGAAAGGGUCCCUUGCCUGUCAAUGUCUCCCUGCCCAGAGCCACAGAUAACACUGGAGUCCCCCCUGUCGUCCAGUACUACCCAGCAGACAUACUCAGACAACCCUAUCUGUUUGAGGGACAGCAAAACAUCACAGUUAUGGCCACUGACCAGAGUAAUAACACAGCCACCUGUAUCAUCCAGCUACUCUAUGAGGACACCACUCCGCCUGACGUGAUAUGCCCCGAUACAGUGGUGGUAGAGAAAUACGAUACAAUCUACAACCAGACCAACAUCACCGCAAUCCCUAAUGUGGUCACCGCCCAGGACCGCAGUGGUAUCCUCUACAAUCGAAUCAACUACAGCGUUAUGUUAGAACACUUGGGUCAUGGAAUUUCACCAGGAGUGAUACCUGUGCGACAUUUUGUCAACAUUACAGCAAAGGCUAACGACACUUAUGGCAAUGAAGGGUCAUGUGACUUUCUUUAUGAGGCUAAAAGGGCAGAUAUGAAUGCACAUGGAAAUGUGGUGUUGAAUUUUUCUGUGGCCAUCACAGAUCCGAGGAAAGCCUGUACAGACAACACCUCGCGCCUGAUCAGCCUUGACGUGCUGAGUUACGCCAACAACAGCUGUAUAGAGAACGCCGAGAUCUACCUGGGCUACUUCCUCUAUGGCCAGGUUAUGUCACUGCUUGAGCAAUCAAUUUUAUAUACUGUCAAAGUAUAUGAGAAACAGACAAAGAAUGGCCGAGAUUUCAAACAGGAUUCUCUAGUGCUCACCCUGGUGGUGACCCAGCUCAAAGUUCACAGACAGAAGUUCUACCAGUGUAUGGAUAACUUUACACAACAAAUAGUGAACAAAUACCAGAACGGAUCCUCAGUAAAUGACCCAGUCUGUGGGAACAUGAACAUCUCACUGAACGCCACCAAAACAGCCGUUACCUGUCCCGCAGAUAGUGUGUUAAAUGAGACCAGCUUAAAAUGUGUUCAAUGUGACCUUGGUUACUAUGCUAACCAGACCAGCCAUACCUGUUUGAGGUGCCCAGGUAUAGAUGGAAUGAAGAUAGAAUGGGACUGUCAAUUGUGUGACAGUGAACAUCAAGUCUCCUGUCUCAAAUCUUGUAAGCCGGGUGAAUUCUCAGAGAAUGGACUACAGCCCUGUAUCAAGUGUCCACAGGGAAAGUACACUGACCAGCAGGGAGCGAAAUCUUGUAUUCCUUGUAGCAACGGGUCAUCCACUGAAAAAUCAGGGGCAGCAAGCUCAACUCAGUGUAAAACUGUAUGUAUGCCAGGCCAGUAUAGUGACACUGGAUUAGAGCCAUGUAUCAACUGUCCAUGGAACCACUACUCCAGCUCAGAAAUGUCCAGCCAGUGUACAGCAUGCCCUACUAACACUGCCACUGAUGGUACAGGGAAAUCCAGUCCUACUGAUUGCAAAGUUCUAGACUUCUGUAGCAAGAGUCCUUGUCUGAAUGGUGGGACCUGUAGACCAAACCUGGUAGACCAUUGGUACAGCUGUACUUGUGCUCCAGGACACUAUGGUUAUAACUGUGAACAUGACUACAGCGUCUGUGACAGUGAGCCGUGUAUGAAUGGAGGAACCUGUAGUGUGUUGUACAACAAACCUGUUUGCCACUGCCCUGCAGGUUACACUGGAGAUUUCUGUCAGGUCCCCCAGUCUCCUUGUUCAUGUGUUCACGGGUCUUGUAAAACCAGUACAAGUGGAUAUUACUGCCAGUGCUUUGAAGGAUUUACAGGCCUUAGCUGUUCCCAGGACAUUGAUGAGUGCUCACCCAAUCCGUGUCUCCAUGGCGGCAGAUGUAUCAAUCUGAUUGGUCAAUAUCAGUGUGAUUGUUCCGAGACUGGGUACAGGGGAGUUAACUGUACAGAACCUGAAAAUGAAGUCACCAAAAUCUGCUUCAAUGGAGGAGUAAAGCACACGCCAUACAGCAGCUGCUCCUGUAAGCAAGGGUACACAGGGAAUCAGUGUGAAGGUUUGAUUGACGAGUGUACCCUGAACUUCUGUGGAGAUAAUGGUCACUGUAUUGAUGGUAUCAACAACUUCACCUGUAUCUGCAAGCCUGGUUUUACUGGAAAGUACUGUAACAUAAAUAUCAAUGAGUGUUUAGCCAACCCCUGCCUGAACUCUGCCAGAUGUGAACCUGGAGAAAAUGAUUUCAAGUGUAUCUGUCCUCCCGGCUUUCAGGGGAAGCGGUGUGAGAUCAAUAGAGAUGAGUGCUCUCCCUUUCCCUGUAACCUAACCUCGGCUAUCGACUGUAUCGAUGGAGACAACGACUUCACCUGUGUUUGUAGGGAAGGCUGGACAGGCAAGUGGUGUGAGACUCGUACCCAUAGUUGUCCCUUCCAGUGCCAGAAUGAUGGAUUGUGUAACAUCAGUUUGGGAAGAUGUGACUGCAUAGCUGGAUAUACAGGGCCUUACUGUGAGGUGGAACUUGAUGAGUGUGCCUCCCUGCCUUGUUUAAAUGGAGGGAACUGUACAGACCUUGUAGAUGGAUUUUAUUGUAGCUGUCCUCCAGGAUUUAAAAAUAAAACCUGUAAUGUCAAUAUUGAUGACUGCAGCUCAGAUCCAUGCAGAAACGGGGGCACCUGUUUUGAUCUGGUUAAUAAGUUUACCUGCAGGUGCCCAUCUGAGUGGACAGGCCUCACAUGUGAAAACAAAAUAAGUCCCUGUACUUCUCUGCCCUGCCAGAAUAAUGGAACAUGUUUGGACUCUUCUCAGAGUGGAAAAUACUUCUGUGUUUGUCCAGAAGGGUAUUAUGGAGACAACUGUUCAGAAGAGGUGAUAACUUGUGAAUCUUCACGUUGUAAAAAUGGAGGUAUCUGUGUUAAUGGUGAGACUGGCUUCAUGUGUAACUGUACCUCGGGAUACACAGGGAAGAAGUGUGGGGAUAAAGUGGAUCCCUGCCUCAGCCACAAUGUCUGUCAAAACGGCGCGACCUGUCAGAACGGCACCUGUCUGUGUUCUCCAUAUUACAAUGGAUUUGACUGCGGAAAAGAGAAAGUCUCUAAUUUUGAUUUGUUCUUCCAUGGAUUGAAUGGAUCAUCAAGUCAGACCUGGAUCACAGUGGGAGAUGAAUUGUCCAUCUGUCUAUGGGUGCGAUCCUUCAUUGUUGGCCAGAAUAAAACCAUUUUGACCUUAGCAGUAAAUGAUACCUACCAGAUAGUGGAGUUCCGUGAAAACAGUUUGGCAACCAUUUCCAAAGCCAAACUGUGGUACAACAAUUGGGACCUUAACAAUGGCCUCUGGAACCAUGUCUGCUUUGUUUGGACAAAGAAAAACUCAAAAACUUGGUCUAUUUACCUGAAUGGAACAAAACUAGUGGGAGAUAGUCUGAUGGACAUACCCAAUAGGGUAAUGAUUUUACUGGGACAACCAUUACAAUCAGUGCCAGAUCAGGACCAGUUUCAUGGUGAGAUGAGCCAGCUUCAGGUAUUUCCUAACCAGUUAGAGCCAAACUACAUCUCCACAUUAUCCAAGACAUGCUACUCCAUGCCAGGAGUCAGUGGUCCGUGGAUGGAGUUACAAGCUAACAUCCGAGGUGAUCUGGAGGUGGUCGAACCCUCAACCUGCGGUGACAAGCGGUGUCCUGCUGGGUAUAAGGGACAUAACUGCAGCAUUAAGAUCGAUAAAAGUCCCCCAGUACUUGUAAGCUGUCCAAGUGAUUUCAGAGUAGUCAGUUCUCAACGGUUAAGCCUGGUCAACUGGACGGAGCCUGUAUUUUAUGAUGAUGUGGGUGUGGUGAAUAUCAUCCAAACACACAGAUCAGGGGAAGUGCUGGCCUAUGGGGAGUAUGUCGUCAUGUAUGUGGCAUUUGAUGCAGCAAACAACACAGCAAACUGUAGCUUUCACGUCGCAGUCUCUCCGUUUGACUGUGAAGUGCCUUUAGUAUCUUACAAAUAUGUUUUUAGCGUUUGACUGGGUGUGAACCACAGCUGUAGGACGGUAGGGAGUAAGAGGUACUGCUGGCUGAGCUGUGACAGUCCAGACACCCACACAUUCAGCGAAUCUGUCCCACAGUUCUACAAGUGUGGACUGACCGGGCAGUGGGACCCAGCCAGGGGAGAGAACUUCACAUUCCCUGCUUGUGCAGGGUUUUCUGCCCCUGCUGCGAGUGUGACGGGAACCAUUAGUUUUGGAGGACCGUUGUGUAGAGAGGACCUGAGACAGAAGCUGAAGCUGGUGUUUGACCAGACGAUGGCUCAGUGGAACCAGGAGUUUGGACUGUGUCCAGACAAUGUCUGUAACAUGUACGUCAAGAUCCACUGCUCGGGGGACGUCAGUCGCAGGAGGAAGCGCCGACAGGCUGAAGAUAACUCCUACCUUGUUAGAUUCAACUUUCCUGUUAACAAGACAUCCUUGGAGACAUCAAAUGCUCAACCAUUGGACAGCAUCAAGACUUAUGUAAAGAAAGGAGCCUUCAACAGUGAAGGUUUUGUUGCCAAAAAUGACUCUGUGAUUGUAACAGCCCAAUAUAACUGUUUAGAUGGCCAGGAGCUCAUACACACAGAGACCACAGAGUAUUGUGUGAACUGUGCCAUAGGUAGCUUCCACAAUCAGACUGUAAGUCCGGGCACAUGUGACUUGUGUCCACUUGGCUCUUAUAAUGAUCAGGAAAGACAAACUCAGUGUAAACCAUGUCCAGAGGGGCAGACAACUCAAGAUCCAGGGGCCACACAACAGGCUCAGUGCUACACCAUCUGUCCAGCUGGUCAGUAUGCAGAGGAUGUAACUAAUGUGUGUAGGAACUGUCCGCGGGGUUACUACCAGACCAGGCCAGGUAGAAGGAUGUGUCAGUCGUGUCCUAACGGUCAGAUGACUCUAGAAGAGGGCUCCACGUCACUGCAGAACUGUACAGCUGGGUGUCUGGCUGGGGAAGAGCUAUCAGUGAGGGGGGUCUGUGUGCUGUGUGGGCGGGGAUUCUACAAGGAGGGGACCACUCAGGCCUCCUGUCAGCCCUGUCCCUUUGGAACCACAACAUCAAAUCUAGGAAGCAAGUCUAUAGACCAGUGUAAUAUUAUUGUGUGCCCUGCUGGAUCUUAUGCCUCAAACAACAAGUGCCUUCUCUGUCCCCUGGGUCAAUAUCAGCCGGCCCGAGGUCAGGUCCAAUGUCUGAAAUGUGCCCAAGGGCAGACAACUCUCCUGGAGGGAAGUCAAAGCCCCGCAGACUGUGUGAAGGGAAACGUCAAUGAAUGUGAUACUGGUGUAGCAGAGUGUGGAACCAAUGAAAAAUGCAGUGACACACCAGACUACUAUAAAUGUGUCUGUAAGCAAGGAUAUGAACGUGUCGAUGGAACAUAUUGUUUAGCAAUCCAAACACCUGUUAAAGAAGAUGACAGUACAAUAAUCAUAGUCGGAGCGACAGUGGGGGCAGGAGUUGUCAUUCUUGUUGUGCUGGGAAUCUAUCUGGGCCUUCGCUGCAGGAAAAAGAAGGAUUCCAUGGAGCACAAGGCGAGAGUCCAUCGAGAUCUACCUGUUGUCUAUCUACCUGGAGGACCAGCUACAGCGUACCAGAACCGUGUGUACAGCUCCAGCCGCUCCAGCAGCGUGAUGUCACUUCCUGGCUCUGACAUCGAGCUGAGACCGGUAAUGUCUCCUAUUCGCUGGCAUCCAAGUUUAUUUCCAGAGUCGGAUGAUGACAUCCUGCCAUCUUUCUAUGAAUCGCCCAACAUCUCGGAUAUCUCAGAAAAUGGCUCCUCGGAGGGAGGGCGUAGCUCAGGAAGCGGGUUUGAUGUCGACUCGGACUCUUACUUCUGAUCACGUGGAACAGCACCAUUCCACUAUACAGAGAUUCUGAUGAAAAUUUCAGUCUCAUGGUAGCUUGCACAAGCCCCCCAGGAUAAACAUGUAAAUGUUGUACAGUGGGGGAAAACCAAAUGUCAUAUCAAAAUUAUAUGUCCAGAAAAUUCCAAAAAAUGUUGUGAUACCAACUCAAAAGUAUUUCAAAGCCUAAAAAUUUAUUAAUAUCAAAGAUGAAAUGUGAUUUUACUUCACAUUGCCUGAAUCAUUUUGGGGGAAAAAGCACAUACCUGGAGAUGUGCUGAACAACAUAGAUUUCUCCAUUCCCUAACGGACGGGAAGAUGGAGGAAUUGUGCCAUAAAGUCUCAUACAAACCAGUGAAUCUGUGAACUAGUCAGGGGAUAUUGGAACUAGUCAUGAUGAUAGGGAGUCAAACGUUAUAACACUUAGAAAACAGUAUGAAUGUCCCAUUAUUGAACUCAUCAAUAUUUAUGUGUGUAUAUACUUUUAUCAUCAAGUCAUAAUUUGUGUUCAUUCUCCACAUUUCAUGUUCAGAGACGUUCCUAUCAGAGGAAUGUUAAUUACGAAUUCUUUUGUUAAGUCUCGCUGAACCAUGGAUGAUAUUGGAGUGAGAGUAAUCUCUUGUGAACGAGGACCAUUUCUGUGUUCAGUGGAAAAAGCCACGGCUAAAGGACA
This is a messenger RNA of Saccostrea cuccullata (small rock oyster), 15865 nucleotides long. RefSeq lists its product as uncharacterized. The record is from RefSeq and is a predicted model, not a curated record. Gene Ontology annotation, molecular function: protein binding; calcium ion binding. Gene Ontology annotation, cellular component: protein-containing complex; plasma membrane. Lineage: Eukaryota; Metazoa; Mollusca; Bivalvia; Ostreida; Ostreidae. Gene Ontology annotation, biological process: heterophilic cell-cell adhesion; establishment or maintenance of epithelial cell apical/basal polarity.